GUUGAUCAUUUUGGAUUUAACAAUGAUAAGACUUUUAAACAACGGUACCUAGUAACUGAUAAGCACUGGAAGAAAGAUGGUGGAACAGUACUUAUCUACACUGGUAAUGAAGGGGACAUUACCUGGUUUUGCAAUAAUACGGGGUUCAUGUGGGAUGUGGCUGAGGAACUGAAGGCUAUGUUGGUGUUUGCUGAGCAUCGAUACUAUGGAGAAUCCCUUCCCUUUGGUGCUGACUCAUUUAAGGAUCCCAAACACCUGAAUUUUCUGACUUCAGAACAAGCUCUGGCUGAUUUUGCAGAGUUAAUCAAACACUUGAAAAAAACAAUCCCAGGAGCUAAAAAUCAGCCUUUCAUUGCAGUAGGGGGAUCUUAUGGAGGCAUGCUUGCAGCCUGGUUCAGGAUGAAAUAUCCUCAUAUGGUGGUUGGUGCUCUUGCAGCCUCUGCUCCUAUCUGGCAGUUUGAGGAUCUGGUGCCUUGUGAUAUAUUUAUGAAGAUUGUAACUAAAGAUUUUAAGAAAAGUGGCCCAAAUUGUUCAGAGAGCAUCCGCAGGUCCUGGGGUGCCAUUAAUCGAAUUGCUGCUACAGGUAAGCUUUAAAUGAGAGAAAGAAAU
This is a messenger RNA of Talpa occidentalis (Iberian mole), 609 nucleotides long. RefSeq names its product lysosomal Pro-X carboxypeptidase-like. Gene Ontology annotation, biological process: regulation of blood vessel endothelial cell migration; negative regulation of systemic arterial blood pressure; angiogenesis involved in wound healing. NCBI's taxonomy places the organism in Eukaryota, Metazoa, Chordata, Mammalia, Eulipotyphla, Talpidae. The transcript is spliced from 4 exons. The annotation marks the transcript as partial. Gene Ontology annotation, molecular function: serine-type exopeptidase activity; dipeptidyl-peptidase activity. The record is from RefSeq and is a predicted model, not a curated record.